ACACACAAAUACCGCGGUAUAUGGACACACAAAUACCGCGGUAUAUGGACACACAAAUACGGUAUAUGGACGCACAAAUACCACGGUAUAUGGACGCACAAAUACCGGUAUAUGGACACACCUAAAUACCCGCGGUAUAGCACACAAAUACCACAACACAGGGUAUAUGGACACAAAUACCGCGGUAUAUGGGCGCACAAAUACCACGGUAUAUGGACGCACAAAUACCCGCGGUAUAUGGACACCACAAAUACUGCGGUAUGGACGCACGAUACCGCGGUAUAUGGACACACAAAUACCGCGGUAUGUGGACGCAAAUACCGGUAUAUGGACACACAAAUACCGGUAUAUGGCGCACAAAUACCGCGGUAUAUGGACUACCGCAAAUACCACGGUAUAUGGACACACAAAUACCACGGUAUAUGGACACACAAAUACCACGGUAUAUGGACACACAAAUACCACGGUAUAUGGACACACAAAUACCACAACACAGGGUAUAUGGACACACAAAUACCACAACACAGGGUAUAUGGACACACAAAUACCACAACACAGGGUAUAUGGAUACAAAUACCACGGUAUAUGGAUACAAAUACCACGGUAUAUGGAUACAAAUACCACAACAAUGGGUAUAUACAUACAAAUACCACAACACAGGGUAUAUGGACACAAAUACCACAACACCGGGUAUAUGGACACAAAUACCACAACACAGGGUAUAUGGACACACAAAUACCACAACACAGGGUAUAUGGACACACAAAUACCACAACACAGGGUUUAUGGGUACAAAUACCUCAACACCCGGUAUAUGGGUACAAAUACCUCAACACCGGGUACUUUACUAGGGACCUGUAUUAG
Messenger RNA from Pelobates cultripes (western spadefoot toad), 864 nucleotides. The record is from the annotation of a GenBank genome assembly. Lineage: Eukaryota; Metazoa; Chordata; Amphibia; Anura; Pelobatidae.